GACACCAACCAGAUGCAAAGAAAAGCCUCUAACAAAGUCUGUUGUCCCUUAUGGCUUGCUAGUCUGCUUGAAAAACUAGUAAAAUUUCAACAUUCUUAAAGAGUUAACUACAACAGUUUGUCUCCAAUAACUACAGCCAAAGUUGAAUGUAGUGUUGCUCCAGCAAAGACCGAAAAAUAUCCAUUCAAAUGGAGCUACAAGCCAUCGGGAGAAGCAUCCGAUCCCCCCUUCGACGCACCGGCGCAGAUACAAUUGUAGAAGAGAAUGAGGAACUUCGCCUGCGAUGGGCUGCCAUUGAGAAACUCCCUACAUUUAAGAGGAUCAGAACCUCAGUGCUUGAUAUUGAUCAUGCCACAGUCGACACCGGAAGCAGUGGAAAAGAAUCCGACGGGACGAAGGUGACCGAUGUUACCAAGCUUGGAGCUGUCGAUAAACAUCUGUUGAUUGAGAAGCUCAUCAAGCACAUCGAGCAUGAUAAUCUCCGGUUGCUGAAGAAACUAAGAGACAGGAUAGACAGAGUGAACGUACAAUUACCUACUGUGGAAGUGAGAUACAAAAAUCUGUGUGUGGAUGCCAACUACGAGGUAGUUCAAGGAAAGCCUCUUCCUACGCUAUGGAACUCUGUCAUGAGUAUGUUGUCAGUUUUUGUGAAGGUAACACGCUGCAACUCUCAAGAAGCCAAGUUAAGCAUCUUAAAAGAUGUCAGUGGCAUCAUCAAACCAUCAAGGCUGACACUUCUUCUUGGUCCCCCAGGCUGUGGGAAAACGACCUUCUUGUUGGCUCUUGCAGGAAAGCUAGACCAAACUCUCAAUGUUGCAGGGGAAAUCUCUUAUAAUGGUUACAAGCUGGAUGAGUUUGUUCCACAGAAAACAUCAGCUUACAUAAGCCAAUAUGACCUGCACAUACCUGAGAUGACUGUGAGGGAAACAAUUGACUUUUCUGCACGCUGCCAGGGUGUUGGAAACCGAGCUGAUAUCAUGGUGGAAGUAAGUAGAAGAGAGAAAGAAGCAGGAAUUGUCCCUGACCCUGAUGUUGACACCUAUAUGAAGGCAAUAUCAGUUGAAGGACAAAAAGGAAAUCUCCAAACAGACUAUGUUUUAAAGAUCCUUGGACUGGAUAUCUGCAGUGACACAAUGGUUGGUGAUGCAUUGACAAGUGGCAUUUCAGGUGGCCAGAAGAAAAGGUUAACAACAGGGGAGAUGAUUGUGGGUCCGACAAAAGCUUUAUUUAUGGAUGAAAUAUCGACUGGAUUAGACAGCUCCACAACGUUUCAGAUAGUUACCUGUCUUCAGCAAUUGGUGCAUAUCACUGAUACAACUGCAUUGAUUUCGCUUCUUCAGCCAGCUCCUGAAACAUUUGAUCUAUUUGAUGAACUGAUAUUGAUGGCAGAAGGGAAAAUAGUAUACCAUGGUCCUCGUAGUGAUGUACUUCAAUUUUUCGAGGAUUGUGGUUUCAAGUGCCCAGAAAGAAAAGGGGCUGCAGACUUCCUUCAGGAGGUAAUCUCCAGGAAGGAUCAAGCACAAUACUGGUGCCAUGCUGACCUUCCCUACAAUUAUGUUUCAGUGGAUCAGUUCUCUCAAAUGUUCAAAGCAAGUUGUUUAGGACAGAAGUUAAAUGAUGAGCUCUCAAAACCAUAUGAAAAAUCUAGGAGCCACGAUAAUUCCUUGUCAUUUAAUUUUUACUCUUUGAGCAAAUGCGACUUGUUCAAAGCUUGCAUGGCCAGAGAGCUACUUCUCAUGAAACGGAACUCGUUUGUUUAUGUGUUCAAAACAGUGCAGCUUGUCAUCACUGCAUUUAUCGCAAUGACAAUAUUUAUACGUACUCAGACAUCUGUGGACUUGAUGGGUGCCAAUUAUUUCUUGGGCUCUUUGUAUUAUACAAUUGUCAGACUCAUGACUAAUGGAUUUGCAGAGCUGUCCUUUACAAUCAUUAGACUUCCAGUGGUUUACAGGCAAAGAUCAUUCUAUCUGUAUCCGGCGUGGGCUUAUUGUAUUCCAGCCUCGAUCCUAAAGAUUCCAUUAUCUCUGGUUGAUUCAAUACUUUGGACAGCAACGACUUACUAUGUUAUUGGGUAUAGCCCUGAAGUAGAAAGGUUCUUCUCGCAGUUGCUUCUGCUGUUUGCUCUGCAACUAGCAUCAACGUCCAUGUGUCGUUUUCUUGCCUCAAUUUUCCAGACCAUGGUUGCUGCAUCAACUUAUGGUGCUUUGAUCUUGGUGAUAAUUUUCUUGUUUGGAGGCUUCAUUAUUCCUCGACCCUAUUUACCACCUUGGUUAAAGUGGGGUUUCUGGCUUUCUCCCAUGACUUAUGGGGAAAUAGGUCUAGCACUAAAUGAAUUCCGUGCUCCACGGUGGCAAAAGGUGUCAAAGGGAAACAUGACCAUAGGGAUGGAGGUUCUAACUAGUCAUGGUUUAAACUUUGAUGGCUAUUUCUAUUGGAUAUCAUUAGGGGCUUUGCUUGGGUUUACAAUACUUUUCGAUACUGUAUUUGUCUUGGCCUUAACUUACUUAAAACCUCCAAAGACAUCUAGAGCUAUUAUUUCGAAAAAAAGGUUCUCUCAGCUACAAGGAAGAGAUGAUUUCAAUAGUAGCACACAACUGGCUAACCAAUCAACUCUACCUACUUUUCCCCAAACUACUGCCGAAACAAGAAAUUCUGGUAAGAUAAAACUAUUAGGGGGGCUGGUCCUGCCAUUUGAGCCUCUGACAAUAGCAUUUAAGGAUGUGCAAUACUCUGUUGAUAUGCCUCCGGAAAUGAGAGUGGUGGGUUUAAAUCAGAAAAAGCUUCAGCUGCUCCGAGAUAUAACAGGAGCAUUUAGGCCAGGAAUUCUUACAGCACUCAUGGGUGUCAGUGGAGCUGGGAAAACAACUCUCAUGGAUGUCCUUUCCGGGAGGAAAACUGGAGGUAUUGUUGAAGGAGAUAUAAGAAUAGGAGGAUACCCCAAAGUCCAAAGGACAUUUGCAAGAAUAUCAGGUUACUGUGAGCAGAAUGAUAUACAUUCUCCUCAGAUUACUGUGAAAGAAUCAGUUACAUACUCAGCUUGGUUGCGAUUACCACCAGAGACUGAUGCAGACACAAAAGAUAGAUUUGUAGAAGAAGUCCUUGAAACAAUUGAACUUGAUGGUAUAAAAGAUUCGUUAGUUGGCAUUCCCGGCCAAAGUGGCCUUUCUACUGAACAACGUAAAAGGCUAACAAUUGCAGUGGAGCUUGUUUCCAAUCCCUCAAUAAUAUUUAUGGAUGAACCUACAUCAGGUUUAGAUGCCAGAGCAGCUGCAAUUGUCAUGCGUGCAGUGAAGAAUGUAGUUGCUACAGGAAGGACAACAGUGUGCACCAUCCACCAACCAAGCAUUGACAUAUUUGAGGCUUUCGACGAGUUGAUUCUAAUGAAAACAGGAGGACAGAUCAUCUACUCUGGAAUGCUAGGCCAUCAUUCAUGUAAACUCAUUGAAUAUUUUGAGGGAAUUUCUGGUGUGCCAAAGUUCAAAAAUAAUUAUAAUCCAGCAACAUGGAUGUUAGAAGUUACUUCUGCUUCAGUAGAAGCAGAACUUGGUUUAGAUUUUGCCCAAAUUUAUAAGGAGUCAUCUUUGCAUUGUGACACCAUCGAGUUGGUAAGACAGUUCAGUGAACCACAGCCAGGCUCAAAAGAGUUGCACUUUCCCAGUCGUUUUGCACAAAGUGGCUGGGUGCAGUUUAUGGCAUGCCUAUGGAAACAACACUUAUCUUAUUGGAGAAGUCCUGAAUACAACUUAUCACGUUUCUUGUUUAUGAUUGCUGCAGCACUGUUGUUUGGGGCAGUCUUUUGGCAGAAAGGAAAGGACAUAAAGAAUGAGCAGGAUUUGUUCAACAUACUUGGAUCGAUGUAUAUUGCUGUAAUAUUCUUGGGCCUGAACAAUUGUUCAUCGAUUCUACCGUAUGUGGUAACCGAACGGACUGUUCUAUGUCGUGAAAAAUUUGCUGGAAUGUACUCCUCGAAGGCUUACUCAUUUGCUCAGGUGACCAUAGAAAUACCUUACGUGCUUCUGCAAACAAUUUUGUAUGUGGCCAUUACAUAUCCAACAAUAGGGUACGACUGGUCAACUUACAAGGUCUUUUGGUACUUCUAUGCCACAUUCUGCACUCUUCUCUACUUUGUAUAUCUUGGGAUGCUGAUAGUUUCAGUGAGCACAAAUAUAGAAGUAGCUUCCAUAUUGUCAGCUGCAGUCUACACCAUAUUUAACCUUUUCGCGGGCUUCCUACUGCCAGGACCGAAAUUUCCUAAAUGGUGGGUGUGGUGCUAUUGGAUUUGCCCUACAUCUUGGUCCCUAAAUGGCCUGCUGACUUCACAAUACGGAGACAUGAAGAAAGAGAUACUGAUCUUUGGGGAGCUCAAGCCAGUUGGUUCCUUUCUUCAAGAUUAUUAUGGAUUUCAACAUGAUCGUUUAGGACUUGUGGCUUUUGUGCUCAUCGCUUAUCCAGUUGUUUAUGCUUCUUUGUUUGCCUAUUGCAUUGGGAAAAUAAAUUUUCAACAGAGGUAGAAAGGAGCUAAAAACUGCUUAAUUGUCAUAUUUAGAACAAGCUGUAUAUCAAUAAUGUUAGAAUUUUGAAUGAUUUUCACAACAGGAGUUAUUAGAUCAUAAACUGGGAACUUGGCUUCGGAUCC
Molecule: messenger RNA, 4636 nt
Organism: Alnus glutinosa
Lineage: Eukaryota; Viridiplantae; Streptophyta; Magnoliopsida; Fagales; Betulaceae
Product: pleiotropic drug resistance protein 3-like
Exons: 24
Coding region: 189-4511 (1440 amino acids)
Cellular component (GO): membrane
Molecular function (GO): ABC-type transporter activity; ATP binding; ATP hydrolysis activity
Source: RefSeq, a predicted model, not a curated record